Messenger RNA from Meleagris gallopavo (turkey), 1932 nucleotides. NCBI's taxonomy places the organism in Eukaryota, Metazoa, Chordata, Aves, Galliformes, Phasianidae. The record is from RefSeq and is a predicted model, not a curated record.
GUAAUUCUUCUAUUUCCUUCACUUUGUAGCUCUGAACUUGCCAGAUGUUUUUGGGUUAGUGGUCCUCCCUCUUGAGCUGAAGCUUCGGAUUUUUAGACUUCUGGAUGUCCGUUCACUCAUCUCUCUGUCUGCUGUUUGCCGUGAUCUUUAUGCAGCUUCAAAUGAUCAGCUUCUGUGGAGGUUUAUGUAUCUGCGAGAUUUCAGAGAUCCCAUUGCAAGGCCUCGUGACACUGACUGGAAAGAACUGUACAAGAAAAAGUUGAAACAGAAGAAGGAGGCCUUGAGAUGGAGGCACAUGUUUCUGCCCCCUACACCUCAUCCAAUUCCCUUUCAUCCCAACCCAUUUUAUCCUAGUCCCUUUCCUCCCAACCCAUUCCCAUCAAACCCAAUCUAUCCCCCCAUGAUCAUUGGAGAAUAUAGUGAGAGACCAACGCUUUUGUAUAUUGGAGACCCAAUUAAUUCACUCAUUCCUGGUCCAGGGGAAGCACCAGGCCAGUUUCCUCCAUUCAGACCACAUUUUGACCCCAUUGGUUCCUUGCCUGAAGCAAACCCUACGCUUCCAGGACGAGCUGGUCCCAAUGACAGGUUUCCACCUAGACCCAGCCGGGGCCGCCCCACGGACGUUCGCCGUGCAUUCAUUUGAUUGCUGCUUUCUCCCUCAGUGGAUUUUCUAGUUCCUGAGCUUGCUUUCUAACUGCAGGACGUUGUAAAACCCAGGCACUAACAUCUGCCUUCUCUUCAGAUUGUGGCAAGAACUUGUUUGCAUGGUAAUGUUUUGACCCCAGAGUUAGGGUUUGUUUGUGUUCUGGUAAUAGUGUUGUACCAGGCACUAAGGUCUCUUUCAAGAUGGGCUGUGACUUAGAACAAUACACGUUGUUCCCCUCCCACCUCUCCUCUUUAAUCACCUGUGCUACUUAGAGACUAGAAGGAUACUAAGUAUUUGCUGCAUCAGAUAAAGAGCACUUUAAAUACAAAUCCUAUCUUUUUCUGUCUUAUUUGAAGAGUUUUAUUAAUUUGCCAGGAAAAAAAUAGUUCGUUUCAAAUCUACCUGGCUAGUAACUUUUCUUAACAAAAAAAAUCUACCACAUCCCACAUAGAAUAGGGUAGUACCACUGCUUUGGUGGGUGUGUUUUCAUAGAUUUUUGCAGAGAUUGCAUUUUCCUUUUUUUGUUAGGUAAAAAGUAUUUUUAUGUUGUUACUUAAUACACAAAGAAUACAGAGAAGGGAUUUUUUGUUUUAAGUGGAAAUAUUAGAACGCAAAUCACUUCAUUUUGCAAACAGCAGAGUGAACCCCUGCUACAGUGCAACUCAAAAGUCUGAACAGAAGCAGAGCAAUUUUACAAAGAACCAGCAGCAAAACUUUUGUCUUUUUCCUUGUUUGAACAGGUUGACUUUACAAAUAAGUAGCUAUAGUACAUGGCCGCAUUUACUGUGUGUGAACUAAAAUUGAUGCAAAAAGAAGUUUUUUCUGCCUAACUAAGGAAUUAAACAGGUCGACCCAGUUGCAGUGGAAGUGGGAUCGCAGCAGGAGAAACAAUGAAUUCUUACUUCAGUGAAUUCUGUUUAAUUUCAUUAGAGCAGUGUCAAAAGUCAUCUUGACAGAAGAAAACAUGCUGUAGCAUGUUAGAGCUUUCAAGUGUUGUCUCGUUAACUAAUGAACAACUAACAACAUCGCUGUUACAGUUUUCCUGAUGAGAUCUGCAGUUUGAUACUGAAGCUCAAUUAAAGAAAGACUGGAAUAACUAAACUUUGUUAGAACUUUUCGUUUCUUAUUUUCCUUCUUCUUAAGAUGGCUUAUCUCAGUGUUUCUGAAAAUGUAAAUGGUACCGAUGACUGUUGUGACGGCUGAUAUUGCUUUCUACAGUCCUUUUGGAAUUCAAACAAUGGCAAUGAACUACAUUUCCUAUUAAACACAAGCUGUUUCAUCAGUAA